Molecule: messenger RNA, 612 nt
Organism: Didymosphaeria variabile
Lineage: Eukaryota; Fungi; Ascomycota; Dothideomycetes; Pleosporales; Didymosphaeriaceae
Exons: 1
Coding region: 1-612 (203 amino acids)
Source: RefSeq, a predicted model, not a curated record
AUGAGUAAGGACAUCCCCAGCUACGGCAACAUGUCCUUGUAUUCACGACAAUGCACUUCGGAGUUCUACGAGACCGAAGUGCUGACGCUAACGUACGACAACCUCUCCGAGAUUAUAACUACUGACACGGCCGGUGUGGUCACGACGUCUAAACAUUCAAGACCAACAGUGUUGACGACAAUCAUGACAUACGGGAUGAAAGUCGUGCCUCCUAUUUACGUCGACUACCGAAGCGGCGACUUCCCCAUCACAAGCGGGCCGUCAACUUCAUCACCAACACAAACAGUAAGCACUGUGACAUCCGCUGUCGCGGGACAGACAUCAUCAGGAUCAGCUAUGCCCAGUGGCCUUUCCACAGGGGCAAAAGCAGGCAUAGGCGUUGGAAUCUCCACGCUGGUGGUGCUGCUCAGUGUGGGUGCACUGCUCUGGCGGAGAAGAGCACAAAAGGCAAAAGCUGGCCUGGAAGAUCCGAACGGCUCGGGUGGGUGGGCGAAAGCGGAGCUGGGUGCAGAGGAGCGGAACAAGGCUGAACUGGAAGCUCAGGAACAGCAUCGACAGCCGGACGUUUUUCACGAACUUCAUGGCAAUUCCCAGCCAAAAGAGAUGGGCUAA